CACACCAGUGCUGAGGGAAGUUCCCCCUCCCCCCCACCGCCCAGGUCCGAAGCCUAUUCUUAAAGCAAGAGGCGGAGUCACUCCUAUCCUUUCGUUCUCCCAGACCUGAGCUCGGGUCGUUGUGCUCGGGUUGCGUUGCCUCUCUCCCGCUCACCCUUCUGCCCCCCGGGAAGUCCCCCCCUCCCCCCUCCUCCACACACCCUUGGUGGUGUGCAGGCCCCCCACGAAACCCCAAGCCACCACCCCUCAGACCGACCUCCACCCGUCCAGCCGACCGCAGCCUUCGGGGAACGCAGAAGGAGAAGGACAAGCAGCAGAGCUCCACUGAAGCAGAGAUGGACCCGCACAAGUACGGCACGCCGGGCGGCCAGGAGAAGCUGGAGAUCGUGGGGGUGGAGGACGCCGACGGGAACCCCAUCAGCGCGCUCACCAUCCUGUCGCUGCUGGAGCGCGUGGCGGGCAUCAUCGACAACGUGCAGUCGGGCCAGCAGCGCAUGGAGGAGCGGCAGACGGACCUGGAGAGCAACAUCCGGGGCAUCCAGGGGGACGUGCUGAAGCUGUCCAAGGACCACCACGCCACCAGCGGCACGGUGGAGAAGCUGCUGCAGAAGACCCGCAAGGUCAGCGCCAACGUCAAGGAGGUGCGCACGCGGGUGGAGAAGCAGAACCUGCGCGUCAAGAAGGUGGAGGGGGCGCAGGACGAGCUGCUGACGCGCAACAAGUUCCGCGUGGUCAUCUACCAGGGCGAUGCGGAGAUCCCCUCCGUGGCCGUCACCAAGACCCCCAAGGGCCCCGGCCUUGACGGCCUGGAGGUGGAACCCGACGCCUACGAGGUGCCGGUCGACCUCUCCUCGGACGAGGAGUACGACACGGUGGAGGAGGCGGAGUCCACCCGCGGCGCGCGCCUGAAGCAGUCCAUGAUGAAGGGCACGGCGGGCCUGAAGGCCGCCUUCUCCAAGGAGAAGAUGGCCAAGACCAAGGAGAACCUGGGCACCAAGUUCCACCACCUGGGCGAGAAGGUGGUGCCGCCCGAGCGCCGCGAGAAGAUGCACAACGCCGGCGAGCGCCUGAAGCAGUCGGGCGAGCGCCUGAAGGAGAACAUCGCCAAGAAGGCACCGAGCAAGGAGGCGUUCCGCAUCAAGUUGAAGAAGGAGCGCACGGUGGCGGAGGGCGAGGAGGGGGCGGAGGGCGCCGCCGACGAGCCCGCCGCCGCAGCCGACGCGGUCCCCGAGGUCGCGGUCGCCACUGGCGCCGAGGUCGGCGUGGAAACCAAGAGGGAGCGCGCCGUGGACGAGGCGGGCGCUGUGCGGAUCAGAGAGGAGGAUGGGAAGGAGGAGGAGUACAACCGUAUGUAGGAGGCCGGAAGGAAAACAUGGCCGCCGCCACCACCCCACACGAGAGGCUUCUGAUGUACCAGCGAGGAAGGGUCGUCGCGUAUAACGGACAUUUUGGUGCGUUAAUAAAGUAUUACAGGUUUGGUUUAGAGGUGGCUCGUACUGAGCUUUUAUUUUGGAACGGCUCUGGUGGCCUUAGCCAGUACUUCAGAUCUUGGUGUUUUUGAGCGGUUAUAAAAAUGGACCUGCAACGCAUUUAUCAACACGUAUUUUGAACCGUUAAGAUUGUUGAGUCGUCGAUGAAUAGGGGAUUGACUAGAGCCCAUGUGUAAUGUUUAGGAGAAACUUACCGACAGCCAAAGAGAGCAGUGAACAAGAUGGCUUCCCUCCUGAUGAGUCUGGGACGUCCCUCCUCUUGAAAUAUGAGAUGAUGUGGAGAGAAGGGGGUUGUGGUUUACUAAUGUGGUUCUAAGAACCACUGAGUUAUGGUUUAUGGUUUGGCCAUCCCAAGAUGGCUGACAGGGAAAUGAUUAAGGGAAGAGAGGUUAGACCAAGCAGAGAAAGAGACGCAGAGACUGGCAGGACAUCAAAUGUACACGGGAAGUUUGUUUGUGAAAUCCAUCUCAAGAGUGAAUGUAUAAUGUUGUACAUAUCAUGGCCGAAACCAGUAAAGCUAUCAUUUUGAUUGGUCACCACAGAGCUCAGCUGGUUUGAGCAUUAUGUUAAAAAAUAACGUUAACUGUUCCUCAUUGACUGUUAAUAUUCAGUAAAUAUUAGUUAAACGGCAGACAGGAUUCUGUGCCAGUUUAUGACCACUAGAGAGGAGUGAUGUUAAAGAAGCGUUUAAAUCGUAGCUCUGCAGACAUCAAGUAGUUAGGUUUUUAGCAUUCCUUGUUUAGCGAGACCAGCGCUUACUUAGGGACACCGGUGGCGAGCACAGGAAUUGCACUCUGCUUUAGCAACACAAUCUAUGUGGAUACAAUCUUUUUUUUUUUUAAGGAAUUGAAAACUGUAUUUUACGUUUUGAAUCACCUUUGAACCUGGCUUGAACUAGCUUUAACUAAUGAGCUAGCUUUAAUGAAUGGAAUUAGGCCAAUAUGUACUCCAAUCGUAGAUGAUUAGAAAGAGAUAUCACUGUGCAGGCUGAAUAAAAUAGCUGCUUAUGGCAAAGGGAAUGGGAUCGUGCAAGUUUGUGUUAAGAGUGUGAGUCAAUGCUCUGAUUUUGUGUAUGAAUUUCAUUUUUUCGUUUUCUGCCGCUUACAAUGUGUGGUUUAUUUUAGCUUUGACAAUAAGAUGAUAGAAUGGCUGUCAUCAUAUUCAAUCCAAUAUACUUUCAUACAAGAGGCUUUAAAUAUCAGAUGACAAGUUUAUAUUGAAGAUAUUUUAAACAGUUUAAAUUAUUUCAACGAUUUAUAUGAAUGUUUAUACAUAACAGGUUUUAGAAUGUAUCUUUUUUUACGUCUUCAUCACUACUACAGUAACAUCCAGGAAUUGCUUCAGACUUGAAUAGUAAAAUAU
Molecule: messenger RNA, 2852 nt
Organism: Gadus chalcogrammus (walleye pollock)
Lineage: Eukaryota; Metazoa; Chordata; Actinopteri; Gadiformes; Gadidae
Gene: cavin4a
Product: caveolae associated protein 4a
Exons: 2
Coding region: 336-1355 (339 amino acids)
Biological process (GO): regulation of gene expression
Cellular component (GO): cytoplasm; caveola
Source: RefSeq, a predicted model, not a curated record